Messenger RNA from Pecten maximus, 4255 nucleotides. RefSeq names its product 1-phosphatidylinositol 4,5-bisphosphate phosphodiesterase beta-4-like. The record is from RefSeq and is a predicted model, not a curated record. Gene Ontology annotation, biological process: phosphatidylinositol-mediated signaling; lipid metabolic process. The coding region runs from base 292 to 3864 and encodes 1190 amino acids. The transcript is spliced from 33 exons. Lineage: Eukaryota; Metazoa; Mollusca; Bivalvia; Pectinida; Pectinidae. Gene Ontology annotation, molecular function: phosphatidylinositol-4,5-bisphosphate phospholipase C activity; calcium ion binding.
CUUCCUAAGAGUCUAGAGGUGUAUUUGAGUGUCUCCUUCCUUUGACUACCACGCUCGGACUUAAUUUCCCCGGGAAUAUUCGCGCUGCUGAGGAGAGCGAGAGCAAUACCAAUCACAUGAUCGUUAGGCAUCUUUCGAUUGGCUGGUUAUGUCAACAUAAUACGGUAGUGAGUGAAAAUGGCAGAACAUGAAAUGCCAACUCGGAUGAAAUAAGAGGAUCGCUAGAGCUUCACAUUGAAUGUUUCGUUGUUAAAGAUGAUGAUGAUGUAACUGGACAAACAUACCCUGGUAAUGGCCAAGGUGACGGAGUUCCAGUGGAGGAUUCCUGUUCCACAAGCCCUGCUCGAUGGAGCUGUAUUUGACCGCUGGGAUGAGGAAUCCUCGACAUUGGAGUCUAACUGCACGGUGAAAGUUGACGAUUAUGGAUUUUUCAUAUACUGGAAAAGCGAAGGCAGGGAAGGCCAGGUGCUGGAGAUAUCACAGGUCAAUGACAUCAGGUUGGGCCUUGCACCAAAGAUCAAUGAUCCCAAGGUGUUGGCUGAGCUGGAACAAAAGCGUUCUGGGAGCCUGGAGUCUCGCACAGUAACCAUCUGUAGUGGCCUAGACCUGGUCAACAUCAACUACACACCUAUGAUCGCUGCUGAUCCAGAAACUGCAAAGAUCUGGUUUCAAAGUCUCCAACGGCUCACUCCUAACACCAAAGCUAACAACAUUUGCCCUAUGAUGUCACUAAGGAAACAUUGGAUGAAGCUAUGCUUCCUAGUGAACCCAAACGGCAAGAUUCAAGUUAGAAGUAUUACAAGAACAUUUGCAUCAGGCAGGACAGAAAGAAUGAUAAUGCAGUGUUUAAAAGACCUAGGACUGCCAGGUGGAAAGUGUGACGACAUAGACUUAUCAGCAUUUACAUUUGACAAAUUUUAUGAACUGUACCAUAAAAUUUGUCCUCGCACAGACAUCGAAGACCUUUUCAAGGAACUAAGCGGAGAUGCUAAUAGAACCUACCUUACUGUGCCACAGCUUAUAACAUUUUUCAAUGAACGCCAAAGAGACCCACGUCUGAAUGAAAUCCUCUUCCCUUAUUGUGACGAAAAGAGAGCUCAGUCUAUCAUACAGAAUUAUGAAACAGAUCCAGAAUAUGUAAAACAAAAUCGGUUAAGUUUGGAUGGAUUUUGUCGUUACCUGAUGUCCGAUGAGAAUGCGCCUGUAUUCCUUGAUCGGCUGGACUUCUACAUGGACAUGGACCAGCCUCUCUCCCACUACUAUAUCAACUCCUCCCACAACACGUACCUCAUAGGCAGACAGUUUGGUGGACGGUCCUCAGUCGAGAUGUACCGCCAGGUGCUAUUGGCUGGAUGCAGAUGUGUGGAACUUGACUGUUGGGAUGGAAGAAAUGAGGACCAGGAACCUAUCAUUACUCAUGGCAAAGCUAUGUGUACAGACAUCUUCUUCAGGGAUGUUAUCACAGCUAUAGCAGAGACUGCAUUCAUCACCUCAGAGCAACCUGUUAUACUGUCAUUUGAAAACCAUUGUAGCAAACCUCAGCAGUAUAAGAUGGCCAAGUAUUGUGAGGAAAUCCUCGGUGACUUCCUGUUAAAGCGUCCCCUUGACACAGUCCCGCUUGAACCAGGACAACCACUUCCUUCUCCAAGUCAACUGAAGCGAAAAAUACUGAUAAAAAAUAAAAGGUUGAAACCUGAAGUAGAGAAAAAGAACCUGGAGCUCUUCAUGAAGGGUCAAGAACAGUUGAACGAGGAUGUGGAGCCAGGCGAGGACCCGAGUGUGGUGAUAGCCAGUGUAGAUGGUGAAGAGGGACCGUUAAAUGGUAAAUGGUCCUACUGUAAAGACAUUGACCCGAGUGUGAUCAACCUGGACACAGAUGCCCAUCCUGAGUUUAAGAUGCCCAAGUCCAAGCCUGCUGUAGAACAGAACCUAGAGUUAACUGAAGAUGUGCCCAACAACAAGAUGUCCACCAGCAGUAACAGCUUCAAGUUCAAUGACAAGAAGGUCGUGGAGGAAGAGGGAAGUCUUACAGCAGAUGAGGAAGCAGCUUUAAUGUCAGCAUACCACUACAGUGGCGCUACCACCAACAUUCAUCCCUACCUAUCCGCCAUGGUCAACUAUGCCCAGCCUAUCAAGUUCAACGGCUUUGAUGUAGCUGAAGAGAGAAACAUUCAUUAUCACAUGUCCUCCUUCAAUGAGAGUACCGGCCUGGGAUACCUGAAAUCUCAUGCUGUCGAGUUAGUCAAUUACAACAAACGCCAGAUGAGUCGGAUUUACCCGAGAGGCAGCCGUGUGGACUCGGGCAACUACAUGCCACAGUUGUUCUGGAAUGCGGGCUGCCAAAUGGUCGCGCUAAACUUCCAGACUCCAGAUAUAGCCAUGCAACUUAACCAGGGCAAAUUUGAGUACAACGGUAACUGUGGGUAUUUACUUAAACCAGACUUUAUGCGCCGGCCUGACAGAACCUUCGAGCCAUUCUCCGAGAGUCCUGUUGAUGGGGUUAUUGCAGCACACUGCUCCGUACAGGUAAUAUCGGGACAGUUUCUAUCGGACAAGAAGAUAGGGACCUAUGUUGAGGUAGACAUGUAUGGUCUGCCAACUGACACUAUCCGUAAGGAAUUCCGUACCAAGGUGGUGCCGUCCAAUGGGCUCAAUCCUGUAUACAAUGCCGAGGAGUUUGUCUUCAGAAAGGUAGUGCUUCCUGAUUUAGCUGUACUUAGAAUUGCUGUGCUUGAAGAAACUGGUAAACUAAUAGGCCAAAGAAUUCUACCCCUGGAUGGGCUUCAAGCUGGUUACAGAUAUAUUUCUCUACGGACUGAAGGAAACUUCCCUUUGUCUCUACCCACUGUCUUCUGUAGAAUAAUCCUGAAAACCUACAUCCCAGACAAGCAUUUAGAUUUUGUGAAGCUUCUGUCAAAUCCUGAGAAACAACUAAAGGAGAUGGGGAUCGACACAUCUGACAUCAUUGACAGUCCUGUACCGUGUCCAGGUCCAGCUAAUCGCCAACACAGUGGCUCAGGCUUGACUGUGGGUAGUAAUGGUCAAGUGAUCUCUAACUCCGGCUAUGCUGACAAGCCUGCUGGCACACCCAAUGCCUCGCAGAAGAAGGAGGAGAAAAAAGAUGAUAUGAGCUUCCCAGCCAUCACUAGAGACCUGCUGAAGCAAGCCAAGGCAUUCCAGAAAAUUCUUAAGAAACAGCAGCGUGAGAUGGAGGCAUUAAAAAAGAAACAGCAGAAGGAGAGGUCGGCCAUGCAUCGCCAACACUGCGUAGUUGUCGACAAAAUGGUUGCGAAUCAUAAUAAGGAACGGCAGGGAUCAGACAAAAAGAAAAAUGGUGAUAACUCAUUUCCAGAGUUGAAAAACACAUCCAAGAUAACUGAAUUAGUGACUGACCACACGAAGGAGUGGUCAGACAUGGUGAUGAGACAGGUGUCUGAGGAACAUGACCUGCGUAAGGAACACAUUAAUCAACAAAAUGACUGUCUGAAGAAGCUGCUAGAGGAAGGCCACCAAGAUCAACUCAAGGAGCUCAACACAAGACAGAGCAGGGAGGUGAAGGAUCUCAAUGCCAAUCAAGUGAAACAGUCUAUGGAGUCCAGUAAGGUCGUUCAGAAUGACAAGUCCAUUAAGAAUAAGGCAGAGAGAGACAGGAGAAUACGUGAACUUAAUGAAAAUAACACGAAGAAAUUUAUUGAUGAAAGAAAGAAACAGACAAUGAAACAGUCCAAACAAUUAGAAUUGCUCAAAAAGAAUCAUCAACAACAAAUGGAAAAGUUUUUACAGGAAAGCAAAAAGGAGCUGGAAAAAGCAGACAUGAUCCAUGAAGAGGUUAAAUUAGCUACAAAACCAGAAACUGAUGUCUAAUAGCUGCUAGUAUUUUGUUAUAUUCUGAACUGUGAGGAACAACAACAGACUGGAACCUGUAGCUUACCUGACAGAUAUACUGUCUGCUACCUGUAGCUUACCUGACAGAUAUACUGUCUGGUACUAUAGCUUACCUGACAGAUAUACUGUCUGCUACCUGUAGCUUACCUGACAGAUAUACUGUCUGGUACUAUAGCUUACCUGACAGAUAUACUGUCUGCUACCUGUAGCUUACCUGACAGAUAUACUGUCUGCUACCUGUAGCUUACCUGACAGAUAUACUGUCUGCUACCUGUAGCUUACCUGACAGAUAUACUGUCUGCUACCUGUAGCUUACCUGACAGAUAUACUGUCUGCUACCUGUAGCUUACCUGACAGAUAUACUGUCUGC